AUGUUUGACAUUACCAUCGACGAGGGGCUCUUAAGACAAAGACUUGAAAAGUUGAAAGAAGAUCAUCGGGCAUCGUUAAGUUUACAACAAAAUAGCAUAUCAUUUGAGCUUCUAUCGGAAUUGUACCAACAGUUCUGGAGGGAUGAUGCCACCGUAAGUAUGAAACAGCUAUUGAAGAGUGGGAAACUUCGAUACAAGGAGAAAAGAGUUCCUGGUGAGGGAUACUCUGAGUCAUUCAAAGCUGAGUUGGAAAAUCUGAAGGCACUGCAACAGGAGAAAGAGUACCAAGAGAUGCUCAAGCGAGAUUCAUUGCAUCUGGCCGGCUCAACAGCUGACAAGGAACCCUCAAUUGCACAGAUUAACAAAGAGAUUAAGGAGCAGGUAUCGGCAGUAGUCAAUGUAUUAUUGACAGUGUUCGGAACCAUCUACGCUGUUUGGUACGUGACCAGAACAGGAUGGGAUAUUCACGUCAGGGUAUUGCUCUGUCUAUUCAGUGGCCUUCUAGUGUUAACAGCAGAUGUGGCAAUGUACAACGUUUAUAACAGGAAGAUUGAAGAGGCGAGAACCACCGAACGUAAGAAGAAAGUUACUAGGAAAGUGGUGAAAAGGUUAGUGUAA
Molecule: messenger RNA, 618 nt
Organism: Kluyveromyces lactis
Lineage: Eukaryota; Fungi; Ascomycota; Saccharomycetes; Saccharomycetales; Saccharomycetaceae
Gene: VPH2
Product: Vph2p
Exons: 1
Coding region: 1-618 (205 amino acids)
Biological process (GO): vacuolar proton-transporting V-type ATPase complex assembly
Cellular component (GO): endomembrane system
Source: RefSeq, a predicted model, not a curated record